Molecule: messenger RNA, 2820 nt
Organism: Parnassius apollo (apollo)
Lineage: Eukaryota; Metazoa; Arthropoda; Insecta; Lepidoptera; Papilionidae
Source: the annotation of a GenBank genome assembly
ACACACGAAAUAAACGCAAAGGAUAAAGAAUUUAUGAAAAUACCUUGGAAGCAGGAUAAUGUGGAAACAGAGGCAUCUAUAUUAAUACCGGUCCCAAGUCCAUUAGGGGGCGCCAUUGUAAUCGGUCAAGAAUCAAUAGUGUAUCAUGAUGGUCAGAGUUACGUAGCUGUUGCACCAUCACAAAUAAAGAUGACGCCAAUAAAUUGCUAUUGCCGUGUGGACGGUAAAGGCCUCCGUUACCUGCUCGGCGAUAUAGCAGGCCGCCUGUUCAUGCUGUUACUGGAGCUGCAGGAGAAGAUGGAUGGGACACAGGCGGUUAAGGAUCUGAAAGUGGAAUUGCUUGGUGAAAUUCCGAUACCAGAAUGUAUGACGUACCUAGACAAUGGUGUGGUAUUCAUCGGAUCCCGUUUGGGAGACUCUGCCCUAGUUCGGUUGUCAGCCACUCGGGACGAGUUGAGUCAAUACGUUCAGCCCAUGGAGAGCUUCACAAGCCUAGCACCUAUCGUGGACAUGUGUGUGGUUGAUCUCGAGCGACAGGGACAGAACCAACUCAUAACUUGCUCUGGUGCUUUCAAGAUGGGAUCCCUCCGUAUCAUCAGGAAUGGCAUUGGCAUCCAGGAGCAGGCGUCUAUUGACUUACCCGGCAUCAAGGGCAUGUGGCCCCUCACCCUGGCAGAGAACUCUACCUACCAUGAUACACUGGUGCUCUCCUUCGUAGGACAGACCAGAGUGUUGACAUUAAACGGCGAAGAGGUGGAGGAAACUGAUAUAAAAGGCUUCGUAUCGGACCGUCAAACAUUUUUUACUGGGAAUGUCUGUCAUGAUCAACUUAUACAAGUGACAGACGAGGGAGUACGCCUGGUGGCGCGGGGUGGUGGUGGGUGGUCGCUGGUGGCGGAAUGGCGCGUGGAGGGUGCGCGUGCGCUGUCCGUAGUGGCCUGCUCCGCCACCCGCGUCGUGGCCGCCGCAGGCCCGCGCCUACACCUGCUGGCCGUUGGCCGUGCCUCGCUGCACCUGCUCGCGGAGGUGUGCAUGGAGGAGGAGGUGGCGUGCCUGGACCUGGGCCCGGGCGACGAGCCGGCGCUGCUGGGCGUGGGGCUGUGGACCGACAUCUCCGUGCGCGUGCUGUGCCUGCCCGACCUGCGCCAACUGCACCAGGAGAAGCUCUCCGGGGAGAUCAUCCCGCGGUCGCUGCUGAUCAGCGAGCUGGAGGGCGUGUGCUACCUGCUGUGCGCGCUGGGCGACGGCUCCAUGUUCUACUUCACGCUGGACCGCGAGUCCGGCGCGCUCGCCAACCGCAAGAAGGUCACGCUCGGCACGCAGCCCACCGUGCUCAGGAGCUUCAGGUCACUAUCGACAACGAACAUCUUCGCCUGCUCAGAUAGACCGACUGUGAUCUUCUCUUCGAACCACAAGCUCGUCUUCUCCAACGUUAACCUGAAAGAAGUCACUCACAUGUGCUCACUCAACGCUCAAGCCUAUCCAGACAGCUUAGCUUUGGCCACAGACAGUACGGUUACGAUCGGCACGAUAGACGAAAUACAGAAGCUACACAUAAGAACGGUUCCCCUGGGAGAGACGCCGCGACGUAUCGCCUAUCAAGAGGCUUCACAGACGUUCGGCGUGAUCACGAUGCGCGUGGACAAGGUGGAGGGGGGUGGCGUGGCGGCAGGGCGCGCGUGCGCCUCCACAGCUGCCAACAGCUCGAGCGGCGCGCCGCCGCAGCCGCCCAAGCACGCGCCCACCGCGCUCGACCUCGAGAUACACAACCUGCUCGUGCUCGACCACCACACCUUCGAAGUUCUUCACGCACACCAACUGAUGACGAGUGAGUUCGCGAUGUCACUAGUAUCAUGCAAGCUGGGGGACGAUCCGAACCAUUACUACGCAGUUGGUACCGCUAUACUAAACCCGGAGGAAUCAGAACCCAAACAGGGCAGAAUACUACUGUUUCAUUGGUCAGAAGGUAGAUUAGUGCAAGUUGCAGAAAAAGAAAUAAAGGGCGGCUGUUAUACGCUGGUUGAAUUUAACGGGAAACUUCUCGCCUCCAUCAACAGUACAGUUCGAUUAUUCGAAUGGACGUCGGAGAAGGAGCUUCGAUUAGAGUGCAGUCAUUUUAACAAUAUCGUAGCGCUGUAUUUAAAGGUGAAGGGUGACUUCAUACUGGUCGGCGAUCUCAUGCGGUCCAUGUCAUUAUUGCAAUAUAAACAGAUGGAAGGUAGUUUUGAAGAAAUAGCGCGAGACUACAGCCCCAAUUGGAUGACAGCGGUCGAGAUACUCGACGACGACACAUUCCUCGGCGCUGAGAACAGCUUCAACCUCUUCGUUUGUCAAAAGGACAGCGCGGCGACAACGGACGAGGAGCGGCAGCAGAUGGGCUACAUGGGGCAGUUCCACAUCGGCGACAUGGUGAACGUGAUGCGGCACGGCUCGCUCGUCGCGCAGCACGCCGACACCGCCGCGCCCGUCUCCGGGCCAGUGCUGCUGGCCACCGUCAGCGGCGCCAUAUGUCUAGUCGUACAGUUGUCACAAGAGCUCUACGAAUUCCUCCACCAGCUGGAGGAGAGGCUCACGCACACGAUCAAGUCUGUGGGCAAGAUCCCGCAUUCGUUCUGGCGCUCCUUGAACACGGAUAUAAAGACCGAACCAGCCGAGGGCUUCAUCGACGGAGACCUCAUCGAGAGCUUCCUCGACCUCAGCAGAGACAUGCAGCAGGAAACUGUACAGGGUCUCCAGAUCGACGACGGCGGCGGCAUGAUGCGAGACGCGACAGUGGACGACCUCAUCAAGAUCGUGGAGGACCUCACCAGGAUACACUAG